This is a messenger RNA of Cylicostephanus goldi, 402 nucleotides long. NCBI's taxonomy places the organism in Eukaryota, Metazoa, Nematoda, Chromadorea, Rhabditida, Strongylidae. The record is from the annotation of a GenBank genome assembly.
AUGCCAAAAGUGGAUGAGUCCAUUGUAGACAAAGCACUUUGUGCAGUUGACCAGUAUGCCUACCGAUUGCGCCACAGAUUACAAAAUGGACCUACAGUUCUAGAUCUUCAAUCGACACUCACCUCAACAAUGCCUUUUCCAGCAAAGACCAUUAAAGCUACCAGAACCGAUGCUGAAGUAGAGGCGAAAUUGUGUGAAUUGAAAUUUGGCGUUCGACGCAUUUACGAGAAUGAAAUGAUACAUUAUACCCCAAAUAUCACUACCUUUGAAAAGAAAGGACCUCAAAAGCUUAUAAGAAUGACAAAAGUACGAUAUACCAUUGGAGACAAAAGUGGUUCCUUCGUCGUAAUGUCAUUAGAAAUGGACAAGGAAGUCACUUGUCAAGCCUUUUCCGACUCUUGA